This is a messenger RNA of Ailuropoda melanoleuca (giant panda), 9627 nucleotides long. It is a transcript of the gene ITSN1, whose product is annotated as intersectin 1. The transcript has 43 exons. Gene Ontology annotation, molecular function: calcium ion binding; molecular adaptor activity; protein binding. Gene Ontology annotation, biological process: clathrin-dependent synaptic vesicle endocytosis; positive regulation of Rho protein signal transduction; endosomal transport. Gene Ontology annotation, cellular component: intracellular vesicle; plasma membrane; cytoplasm. Bases 446 to 5611 code for a protein of 1721 amino acids. Lineage: Eukaryota; Metazoa; Chordata; Mammalia; Carnivora; Ursidae. The record is from RefSeq and is a predicted model, not a curated record.
UCCGGGACGCACGGGCAGGCGGGCAGGCGGGCGGGGAUGGUGUGCGGGGCUGCGGUUCCUGCGUCCCUCCCCGCGGCGAGUGAGCUGCACUGAUUUGUCCCUGGGGCGGCAGCGCGGACCCGCCUGGAGAUGAGAUGAAUAUGCCUUGGAAACUGAGGUACCAGCAGUGAAGGAACGUAAAGAGCCAGCAAGUGGCCGCCCAGAAUGAAGUUUGGAAGACUCAUCUAUAGUCUGGUUAAGAUCACCUUAAAUUUAUAACUGUGGGCGUUAUUGUCACCACUUUGGCAGCUUCUGUAAUUGCAGAUUUUCUCAGCGCCUAAGAAUUGAAAUUGGUUCCUGAACAUUUGGAGUACUACACUCUAGCAGGAAGCUCCCUGGGGAAAGACUCCUUGUUUAGUUCUCAAUCUGUGCAGGCGUCGAUUAGCAAGGUAAAAGCGACAGAACCAUGGCUCAGUUUCCAACACCUUUUGGAGGCAGCCUGGAUAUCUGGGCCAUAACUGUAGAGGAAAGAGCGAAGCAUGAUCAACAGUUCCAUAGUUUAAAGCCAAUAUCUGGAUUUAUUACUGGUGAUCAAGCUAGAAACUUUUUUUUUCAAUCUGGGUUACCUCAGCCUGUUUUAGCACAGAUAUGGGCACUAGCUGAUAUGAACAAUGAUGGACGAAUGGAUCAAGUGGAGUUUUCCAUAGCUAUGAAACUCAUCAAACUCAAGCUGCAAGGAUAUCAACUCCCUUCCACACUUCCCCCUGUCAUGAAACAGCAACCCGUUGCUAUUUCUAGUGCACCAGCCUAUGGUAUAGGAGGUAUCGCCAGCAUGCCACCACUUACAGCCGUUGCUCCAGUGCCAAUGGGAUCCAUUCCAGUUGUGGGAAUGUCUCCACCUCUAGUAUCUUCUGUUCCUACAGCAACAGUGCCUCCCCUGGCUAACGGGGCUCCCCCUGUCAUACAACCUCUGUCUGCAUUUGCUCAUCCUGCAGCCACGUUGCCAAAGAGCUCUUCUUUUAGUAGAUCUGGUCCCGGGUCCCAAUUAAACACUAAAUUACAGAAGGCACAGUCAUUCGAUGUGGCUAGUGUCCCUCCGGUAGCAGAGUGGGCUGUCCCUCAGUCAUCCAGACUGAAAUACAGACAGUUAUUCAAUAGUCAUGACAAAACUAUGAGUGGACACUUAACAGGUCCCCAAGCAAGAACUAUUCUUAUGCAAUCAAGUUUGCCACAGGCUCAGCUGGCUUCGAUAUGGAAUCUUUCUGACAUUGAUCAAGAUGGAAAACUCACAGCAGAAGAAUUUAUCUUGGCUAUGCACCUAAUCGAUGUCGCUAUGUCCGGCCAACCCCUGCCACCUGUCCUGCCUCCAGAGUACAUUCCACCUUCCUUUAGACGAGUUCGAUCCGGCAGUGGUAUAUCUGUCAUCAGCUCGACCACAGUCGAUCAGAGGUUACCAGAGGAACCAGUUUUAGAAGAUGAACAACAGCAGCUAGAGAAGAAAUUACCUGUAACAUUUGAAGAUAAGAAGCGUGAGAAUUUCGAACGUGGCAAUCUGGAACUGGAGAAACGGAGACAAGCGCUCUUGGAGCAGCAGCGCAAAGAGCAAGAGCGCCUGGCGCAGCUGGAGCGUGCCGAGCAGGAGCGCAAAGAGCGGGAACGCCAGGAGCAGGAGCGCAAACGGCAACUGGAGUUAGAGAAGCAACUGGAAAAGCAACGGGAACUAGAACGUCAGAGAGAGGAGGAGAGGAGGAAGGAAAUCGAGAGACGAGAGGCUGCAAAGCGAGAACUUGAAAGGCAACGACAACUUGAAUGGGAACGGAAUCGAAGACAAGAACUACUCAAUCAAAGAAACAAAGAACAAGAAGACAUAGUUGUACUGAAAGCAAAGAAGAAGACUCUGGAAUUUGAAUUAGAAGCUCUAAAUGAUAAAAAGCAUCAACUAGAAGGAAAACUUCAAGAUAUCAGGUGUCGACUGACCACGCAAAGGCAAGAAAUUGAGAGUACAAACAAAUCCAGAGAGUUGAGAAUUGCUGAAAUCACCCACCUACAGCAACAAUUACAGGAGGCUCAGCAAAUGCUCGGAAGACUUAUUCCAGAAAAACAGAUACUCAAUGACCAGCUCAAGCAAGUUCAACAGAACAGUUUGCACAGAGAUUCACUUCUCACACUCAAAAGAGCCUUAGAAGCAAAAGAACUAGGUCGGCAGCAGCUACGAGACCAACUGGAUGAAGUUGAGAAAGAAACCAGAUCGAAACUACAGGAGAUUGAUAUUUUCAAUAAUCAGCUGAAGGAACUAAGAGAAAUACAUAAUAAGCAACAGCUCCAGAAACAAAAGUCCAUAGAGGCUGAACAUCUGAAACAGAAGGAACAAGAGCGAAAGAUCAUAGAAUUAGAAAAACAAAAAGAAGAAGCCCAAAGACGAGCUCAGGAGAGGGACAAGCAGUGGAUCGAGCACACGCAGCAGGAUGAUGCACAUCAGCGGCCAAGGAAGAUCCACGAUGAAGAAAAGCUCAGAAGGGAGGAGAGCGUCAAGAAGAAGGACAGUGAGGAAAAAAGCAAACCGGACGCGCAAGACAAGAUGAGCCGGCUUUUCCAUCAGCAUCAGGAACCAGCUAAGCCAGCUGUCCAGGCACCCUGGUCCACCACAGAAAAAGGCCCACUUACAAUUUCUGCACAGGAGAAUGUAAAGGUGGUGUAUUACCGAGCGCUCUAUCCGUUUGAAUCCAGAAGUCACGAUGAGAUCACGAUCCAGCCCGGAGACAUAGUAAUGGUUAAAGGGGAAUGGGUGGAUGAAAGCCAAACUGGAGAACCGGGCUGGCUUGGCGGAGAAUUAAAAGGAAAGACAGGAUGGUUCCCUGCAAACUAUGCAGAGAAAAUCCCAGAAAAUGAGGUUCCCGCUCCAGUCAAACCCGGGCCUGACCCGACCUCCACCCCUGCACCCAAACUGGCCGUGCGUGAGACCCCCGCGCCUGUGGCAGUGACCGCUCCAGAGCCCUCCACGACCCCCAACAACUGGGCUGACUUCAGCUCCACGUGGCCCACCAGCACGAGUGAGAAGCCAGAGACGGACAACUGGGACGCCUGGGCCGCCCAGCCCUCGCUCACUGUCCCAAGUGCUGGCCAGCUACGGCAGAGAUCAGCAUUUACUCCAGCCACGGCCACCGGGUCCUCUCCGUCUCCUGUUUUAGGCCAGGGCGAGAAGGUGGAGGGACUACAAGCCCAAGCCCUGUAUCCUUGGAGAGCCAAAAAAGACAACCACUUAAAUUUUAACAAAAAUGAUGUCAUCACCGUCCUGGAACAGCAAGACAUGUGGUGGUUUGGAGAAGUUCAAGGUCAGAAGGGUUGGUUCCCCAAGUCUUACGUGAAACUCAUUUCAGGGCCCAUAAGGAAAUCUACAAGCAUGGACUCUGGUUCGUCAGAAAGUCCCGCUAGUCUGAAGAGAGUCGCUUCGCCAGCAGCCAAGCCAGCCAUUUCGGGAGAAGAAUUUAUUGCCAUGUACACUUACGAGAGUUCUGAGCAAGGCGAUUUAACCUUUCAGCAAGGGGAUGUGAUUUUGGUUACCAAGAAAGAUGGUGACUGGUGGACAGGAACAGUGGGCGACAAGUCCGGAGUCUUCCCUUCUAACUAUGUGAGGCUUAAAGACUCAGAGGGCUCUGGAACUGCUGGGAAAACAGGGAGUUUAGGAAAAAAACCUGAAAUCGCACAGGUUAUCGCCUGCUACACCGCUACCGGUCCUGAGCAGCUUACCCUGGCCCCUGGUCAGCUGAUUUUGAUCCGAAAAAAGAACCCAGGCGGUUGGUGGGAAGGAGAGCUGCAAGCACGUGGGAAGAAGCGCCAGAUAGGCUGGUUCCCUGCUAAUUACGUAAAACUUUUAAGCCCUGGGACGAGCAAAAUCACUCCAACGGAGCCGCCUAAGCCGACGGCAUUCCCAGCAGUGUGCCAAGUGAUCGGCGUGUACGACUACAGCGCCCAGAACGACGACGAACUGGCCUUCAGCAAGGGCCAGAUCAUCAACGUCCUCAACAAGGAUGACCCCGACUGGUGGAGAGGAGAAGUCAACGGCCAGGUGGGGCUCUUCCCCUCCAACUAUGUGAAGCUGACCGCGGACACGGACCCAAGCCAGCAAUGGUGUUCAGACUUACACCUCUUGGAUAUGUUGACCCCAACCGAGAGAAAGCGACAAGGAUACAUCCAUGAACUCAUUGUCACAGAGGAGAACUACGUCAAUGACCUCCAGCUGGUCACAGAGAUCUUUCAGAAACCCCUGAUGGAGUCUGAGCUGCUGACAGAGAAAGAGGGUGCUAUGGUUUUUGUUAACUGGAAGGAGCUGAUUAUGUGUAAUAUCAAACUACUGAAAGCGCUGCGGGUCCGCAAGAAGAUGUCGGGGGAGAAGAUGCCCGUGAAGAUGGUCGGCGACAUCCUGACCGCGCAGCUGCCCCACAUGCAGCCUUACAUCCGCUUCUGCAGCUGUCAGCUCAAUGGGGCUGCCCUGAUCCAGCAGAAGACGGACGAGGCCCCGGACUUCAAGGAGUUUGUCAAGAGGCUGGCGAUGGACCCUCGAUGUAAAGGGAUGCCACUGUCUAGUUUUAUACUGAAGCCUAUGCAACGGGUAACAAGAUACCCACUGAUCAUUAAAAAUAUCCUGGAAAACACCCCCGAAAACCACCCUGACCACAGCCACUUGAAGCACGCCCUGGAGAAGGCGGAAGAGCUGUGCUCGCAGGUGAACGAAGGGGUGCGGGAGAAGGAGAACUCGGACCGGCUGGAGUGGAUCCAAGCGCACGUGCAGUGUGAAGGCCUGUCGGAGCAACUUGUGUUCAAUUCAGUGACCAACUGCUUGGGGCCGCGCAAGUUUCUGCACAGUGGGAAACUCUACAAGGCCAAGAGCAACAAGGAGCUGUAUGGCUUCCUCUUCAACGACUUCCUUCUGCUGACCCAAAUCAUAAAGCCCUUGGGCUCUUCUGGCACUGACAAAGUCUUCAGUCCCAAAUCUAACCUGCAGUAUAAAAUGUACAAAACACCAAUUUUCCUGAAUGAGGUCCUAGUAAAAUUACCCACUGACCCUUCUGGAGAUGAGCCCAUCUUCCACAUCUCCCACAUUGACCGAGUCUACACCCUCCGAGCCGAGAGCAUAAAUGAAAGGACUGCCUGGGUGCAGAAAAUCAAAGCUGCUUCCGAACUCUAUAUAGAGACAGAGAAGAAGAAGCGGGAGAAGGCGUAUCUGGUCCGCUCCCAAAGGGCUACGGGUAUCGGAAGGUUGAUGGUGAACGUUGUUGAAGGCAUUGAGCUGAAACCCUGUCGGUCACACGGAAAGAGUAACCCGUACUGUGAGGUGACCAUGGGCUCCCAGUGUCACAUCACCAAGACCAUCCAGGACACUCUGAAUCCCAAGUGGAAUUCCAACUGCCAGUUCUUCAUCAAAGACCUGGAGCAGGAGGUCCUGUGCAUCACCGUGUUCGAGAGGGACCAGUUCUCGCCAGACGAUUUUUUGGGUCGGACAGAGAUCCGUGUGGCUGACAUCAAGAAGGACCAGGGUUCCAAGGGUCCAGUUACAAAGUGUCUCCUGCUACACGAAGUUCCCACAGGAGAGAUUGUGGUCCGCUUGGACCUGCAGUUGUUUGAUGAGCCAUAGGGAGUGGGUCCAGGGUGUGCUUGCAGCGUUCCAGGCUGCGGCGGCAGGUGCAAUCUGGACAUGGUGUGGCUUACCUAAGACCACCAUUUGACGUUCAGCCACAGGGCAAUGGGACAGUGAAGACUCAAAAAUUCUAGGAGUAAUUCUUGACAAUCUUUCCCCCGCCCCCAAACAAUUUCCCAUUUUAUGAAACAAAACUAUGUCUUCCUUUGUCCUCAUUGCUGGUCUCAUCAUGGCUUGUAGGGGCUUUGAAAUCCCAUAGCCCCCAGUUAAAUUCAGUUGGGAGUCUAGUCCAUCCCUGGGCCUGAGGUGUGGUUCUGGUUACUGUAAAAUAGAUUUAUAAAUGCAAUGUCUGUAUUUUUGGAGAAUUCAUGUAACGCUCCUAUUUCUUAUCUCCACCAGUCCCCGAAUAGGCCCCUUGAUCUGUAACGCCCAGUCCUUCGUGUGUUUAGAAAUAAUUAUGAAGGUCCUGCCGCUGCUCCAGAAUCUCAUUCCCCCACUGGGACCUUGUUUGAAAUGCUGCCCUGGAUAUGAUCACUUGGGGAGAUGGUCUCCUGAUCAGACAGUGCGCUAGCUCUUUGAAGAGCUAGUCCAUGGAAGAUUCUAGUAGGGCCAUUGUUAGAGCCAUUCCAGUCCCCUCCAGGUCUUUUAUUGAUAGAUGUCAAUGAAAACUAUCACUAGCUACCAUCAGGUGAUUCAGUUUUGAUUUCCAACAUGCUUGGAAGAUGGCUAAGAAAGCUUGUUAUCUACAAAGUGAGACUCUGCUGGAUUAGAUCACCACAGGUCACCUGGAAAGGCUACUUUACAAUGUCAUUGGGUCCUGGUUGCCAGCCCGGUUGGAAAAUUCUCUUUGGCUUGGAGGUCCUAUGAUGUUUCGUGACAAGAGUAAUUGCUGGUGACCAGCUCUGAGCCUAUUUUCACUUGAGUGUGUCGGAUCCGGAUUGUCAUGGGAAGUUCCAGCAGCUGUCUUUGCUAUGUUCCCAAGAAAGACGUCCCCAAGAUGUGAAAAAGGAAAAUGACAAUCUGGAAGUGGGGUGGAAAGAGGGGAAGGAACGCCAUUGUGUGGUGGUGGAAAGGCUCUAGGAGCACCCAAGCCUCACAAAUCAGGGAAGGAAGACCUAAGACUCUCUCCCAUCCUCUUCCACACACAACCAACCUCUCAGUAAUGGAAAUACAUGUGCUUGUUGCCAGAGUUGGGAGCGUAUGACCAUGUGCCAAACUGUUUGGUUUGAGUUCUUUGAUUUUUUUUCCCCCUUCAACACCGGGAGAUAGGCUGGUUAGCGAGAUAAUCACUUGAUUGGCUAAUGAAAAGUGUGGGCUGUAUUUUGUUCGCAUGUGAAUGUCCUCCUAAUCCCAGUUUGUCGUGGUCAUGACACUUCUUUGCAUGUUCUCUUCGUACUGGAGUCUAGCUUUCCUGUGUUAGAUGGUGUACUCUUUGAUUGUAGGUCCUUAGAAUUUCACUAGGACUGUAGAAGUGCUUUAUAAAGGGGGGCAUCAACAUAGCGGCCAAGUCCCCACUUUGCUGGGAACCGAAUGCAUAGUGUCGUCAUUUCCUGUAAGAGCCCUGACAUAUUUCAAGCAAUUUUUAAAAGAGCGUGUGUUAGAAAGGGCAACAAAGUUUACAUUUCAUACUUUGAAGAAACACUUUAUUAUUUAUUUAUUGAAGAUAGCGUAGAAUUUUGUAUUGAGAACAACAGACAAGUAUUUUUUAAGACAAACAGACACACCCUUUAGUUAGAAACUUUCAACUGAGCACUAUUAUUAACAGACCCAGUUUAACUUCAAGCAUGCGUUUGUGUACCACUCCCCAGAAGAAAAUAUAGUUAGAAUACUUUAAGUUUAUAUUUUCUGACGUUAAGAAACUGUGUGAAAUUAAAUCUAUAAAUCGACAUACAACUCAUGCUUUCCUAUUUCUAUAACCAAUCCAGUUUGUGCAGUGUACUUACGAAGGACAUGUUCUAUGGUAGAGAAAAAAAAAAUGUAUGUGAUGGGUAAACGGGGCGGUAUUGGAUCACCAUUCUGAUCCCUUUCCUUCCGGGAGGGAGACCUUCUCUUCACUGGCUUUCUUCGGGUGUCGUGCUGGUGGUCAUCACUGUUGACGCAGGUGGGAUGUUAUGUGAACAGUGACAAGCAUCUUGUGACCCCUUUAGGUCUGCGAGGUCCCCCACUCCCAGAGUCCCAUGAUCAGAAUUCAUGUAGCAUGAAAAUGCAGUAUGUGAGUCUUUUCCCCAAGUGACUCUACUGAGCGUCCCUGAGGUGGUCUCCCAGGGUAGUAAUUCCGGAUUGCUGUCCUUGUCCCCUCCCUGGUGUAAUCUGGACUGCAACCGAGCCUACAUACGGAUGAGUUCCUCUGGCCCCCAGGAGUCGUACUGGGGGAUAGAGACACGUAGACAAGCGCAUGGGGUCUCUUUGACCUCUAUUCUUCUCCUUCUGCCUUUUUGGCUGCCUGGGCUACAUUUCAUAGAGAUGAAAAGUCUCUUUCCAAGAAGCGAUCUGUUUCCUAGCUCUGUGCUUCCAAAUGCAGGGUGUCUGUAGGCCACUGUAUCCUGGCAUCUUGACCCCAGCCUUCCAGACGCCCCUGCAAGCUUCUCUUCUUCUCUGAGUUGCAUUCUGACCUCCUCUAGCCCAGCAAAGGGCUUUUCUGCUCACAGGCUGUGUGCUGAGCUGAGGAGCCCUUGGACCAGGCUUUUUGUAGACUAGCUGUCCAGAAGGGACAAACCAUAUCCCAGUCCCUUUGGAGCAGGGUGUCUCUGGCCAAUACUGUGUCCCCUGGCAGACAGGCAGGCAGCAGCAUCUCCUGGAACCAGAUCUGCUGUAACCAGGAGAGCCUGGAGGGUGUUGUGCAUUCAGACCCCAGGCUUGCCUGACUCUGGAAGGGGGACUCUUCUAGGCGAGGGUCACCAGGGAUGUCUGAGAAACUGGGGCCAGGGGAUGAACUGCUAGAACCGCCAGGGAAGGGUGAUUGCAGGUCUGCCGUCCAAGACCAGGCUGGUGGGCUGUCUCUCCAGGCACUGGCUGGUGCAGCCAUAAGCCACUGACCCUACAGAGUGGGAGUGUUCUAGAAUCCAAUGGGGUUGGAGAACACGGGAGGAAUGGAUGAGGUGCUUCUGGUUUUCUAGAAAGGUUGGAGAUUUGGGGAUAUAUUUUAGAGCUUGCCACUGCUUUAUAGGAGGAGAAAAAGCCUUCUCUAUCUCUACUCCAAUCAGCUUUUUCGAGUUGGGUGGACUUUUUGGUUCAUAAGAACAAAAUUUGUUUUUGUGUAGAACAACUUGAAGAAUUUCCAUCAGGAGUGGCUGGUAGGUUUUUAAAUUUUAUUUCACGUGCUUUUUUCCUUUUAUUUUAUGGGGACUGCCUUCUCUUUUCGAGGUUGGCGAUGAACAUUCCUGCAGACAGGAGCACUUCAAACGGGACACCGGCAUAGUUUAGAGGUAGCGGGGUCAUUUCCGACUUGAGGUGAAUGUGAGGUUGGCCGAGGGUCUGCUUUCUCCAGGUGCACGUGCUCGCUAAUUUAGAGCCUCCUGUGCUGGAAGGUGGGGUGAGGAAAACAAAGGAUCCUGGAUGUUCCUUCUUUGCUUUCCGGUAUAAGAACCUGAGUUCCUACCGGGGAAACACAUGGCUGGCAGCACCAGAAACCAGUGCCUAGUGAAGCCUCAGGCGCUGUGGUCAGAGCUGCCCUAUGACGUGUUUGGUCAAAGUCACACCUCCUUCUCUUCUUACCCUGAGGUGCUGACAUCCCCCUUCCUGCCGGGAAUGGCCCGGGUCAGCGGCCAAGACUCUCCUGGCAGUGCCCUGAGCCAUGUUGUGUGGGGGACAUUUCAUAGCCUGUAAAGCAAGUUGGCAUGUUGAUCGUACUUGGAAAACAGCCCUUUAUUUGAGCGAGAGGAAAGGAAAGUUCAAGAACUCCCCUUUCCUCACUUUGCCUGGUGUCAGAUCCAGGAUGUGUUUGUAGGUCAUCCAGUUCAGUUAAGGAACAUCACCUGAUAUCUGUAAAAGCCUUAUCUAUUCCCCCCCCCCCC